This is a messenger RNA of Drosophila teissieri, 1152 nucleotides long. It is a transcript of the gene Gr22c, whose product is annotated as putative gustatory receptor 22c. The record is from RefSeq and is a predicted model, not a curated record. Bases 1 to 1152 code for a protein of 383 amino acids. The transcript has 2 exons. Lineage: Eukaryota; Metazoa; Arthropoda; Insecta; Diptera; Drosophilidae. Gene Ontology annotation, biological process: sensory perception of taste. Gene Ontology annotation, cellular component: dendrite; axon; neuronal cell body. Gene Ontology annotation, molecular function: sweet taste receptor activity.
AUGUUGGGAUCACGCAGCAACUGGCAAUCCCGUUUGUGUUGGAUUGUCUUGAAGGGAACUUUGUAUGGAUCCUGGUUACUUGGAGUAUUUCCCUACACAUUCGACUCGCGAAAACGCCAGCUGAAGCGCACCAGAUGGCUUCUUUUUUACGGACUAAUUGUGAACUCCUUUCUUCUUGUGAAAAUGUUGUACUCAGAAGGUCAAAAGCAAGGCAGUCAAGAGGCAUUUACGAGGAAUACAGUCCUAGAAGACAUUCACAGCAUAGUUGGCAUUGCGAACGUUUCUUCAUGCUUCGUAAUGCAUUUCUUGAAUUUUUGGGGAAGCAUACGAGUUCAGGACUUGGCCAAUGAACUGCUUGUCCUUGAGUAUGAACACUUUGCCAGUUUGAAUGAGAAGAAUUGCCCCAAGUUCAACUGCCUCGUGAUUCAAAAGGCAGUUGCUGUGAUUGGCCUCUUACUGACAUUUCUGAGUGUUACCUACGAACUGCAUGGAAACAACUUCUCCGUGGACAUGGUGAUCGUGAACAGCUUAGUGCAAUUCAGCAUCAAUUGCAAUAUUAUGCACUAUUAUGUCGGAGUCCUGUUAAUCUAUCGCUAUUUAUGGCUGAUCAACGGACAACUAUUGGAACUGGUAACCAAACUUAAGCUGGAUCACACGGUGAACCCAUCGAGGAUUCGUGAAUUCCUUUCAUUGUACCGUCGCCUUUUGGAGCUCAAAGGGAAUAUAGUGGCCGCCUACGAGUACCAUAUGACCCUAGUUCUUAUAACUGGCAUAGCCUGUAAUAUUUUGGCCAUAUAUUUCUGGAUUGUGUUGAACAUCAGCAUGAAUAUAAAUUCCAUAUGUCUGCUGGUUUUCCCGCAGUUCUUGCUUGUUAAUUUUUGGAAUAUUUGGUUGAACAUUGUCGCUUGCGAUCUAGCGGAGAAUGCUGGCAAAAGGACCCCAAAAGUACUUAAACUUUUUGCUGAUCUUGGGCUGAAAGAUAUUGAACUAGAAAGAAGUGUGAACGAGUUCGCAUUGCUGUGCAGUCAUCGCCAAUUUAAAUUUCACGUGUGUGGACUUUUUACUAUAAACUAUAAUAUGGGUUUCCAGAUGAUCAUCACCAGUGUCUUAUACUUGAUUUACUUGAUUCAAUUCGAUUUCAUGAAUUUGUAA